Messenger RNA from Trichomonas vaginalis G3, 258 nucleotides. RefSeq lists its product as uncharacterized. The record is from RefSeq and is a predicted model, not a curated record. NCBI's taxonomy places the organism in Eukaryota, Parabasalia, Trichomonadida, Trichomonadidae. Bases 1 to 258 code for a protein of 85 amino acids. The transcript has a single exon.
AUGUUCUCACGAGACCAAAUACCACCAAUUGACAAUCUUGUAAGCAAUCCUGCUGAACCUUCUACUGUAAACGUCGAUGGUAACAUUCCACGAAGGUCAUCUAUUGACAUCGUUGAGUCACUGUAUUUAAAUAUUUUCUUAAAGCAAUCGUCAUUAUCUAACCAUGCAAUAGCUUUGAAGUUUUCAUUCGAAUAUACAUCUGCUUCAUUAAAUGUAAAUCCUGACUUCUUUGCAGAGAUGACUUUAAAAAUCUAUUGA